ACUCGCAUAACUCCUACUCUGCUUCUGCUUUGAUCAUCAUCAUCAUCAUCAUCUCCAGAGAGAUUCAAUCAAAUCAUGUCGAGGAUCUUCGCCGUUAUUCCUCUCGCUAUUGCUCUCCUCCUCAUUGUUUCACCGGUUGUUCGAGCCAUCGAUGUCCAUUACUGUGAGGAGAACGCAGAGUAUGAAAUCAAAGUGAAAGAGGUUGAUAUAUCGCCUAAUCCUAUUGCCCCAGGCGAGCCCGCUACCUUCACCAUCUCUGCCAACACAGGGCGUGAGAUUUCGUUUGGGAAGCUGGUGAUUGAAGUUUCAUACUUUGGAUGGCAUGUUCACUCUGAGACUCAUGACCUCUGCACUGAGACAACUUGUCCUAUACAGACUGGAGAUUUCUUGGUUUCACACUCUCAAGUUCUUCCUGGUUAUACUCCUCCUGGUUCAUACUCGCUGAAAAUGAAGAUGCUUGAUGCGCAGAAGAAGGAAUUAACAUGCAUUCAAUUCUCGUUCGACAUUGGACUCAGAUCAUUCGUGGCUGGCAUUUAGAGCAACAACUUAUUCACCUGUAUUGGUGAUGAUUUGUAUAGGUAGUUUAGGCUAAUUCUUAUUCUUGCUAAUAUCUGUCAGACCUGCUCCUUUAUUUUUAGACACCAAAUGUGAAUGCUUCUUCACUAUAAGAUAUAACUAGGUACGGGAUAAAUGGAUUCAAAUAAAAUAUUAUAAAUAAUAUUAUUAUUUGAGAUUUAA
This is a messenger RNA of Camelina sativa (false flax), 738 nucleotides long. Its product is annotated as phosphatidylglycerol/phosphatidylinositol transfer protein-like. Gene Ontology annotation, molecular function: sterol binding. Lineage: Eukaryota; Viridiplantae; Streptophyta; Magnoliopsida; Brassicales; Brassicaceae. The record is from RefSeq and is a predicted model, not a curated record. Gene Ontology annotation, biological process: intracellular sterol transport.